Messenger RNA from Psylliodes chrysocephalus, 3912 nucleotides. The record is from the annotation of a GenBank genome assembly. Lineage: Eukaryota; Metazoa; Arthropoda; Insecta; Coleoptera; Chrysomelidae.
AUGGACAAACCAGAAUUAAUUGCUGAUAUAAAUUUUGUGACAAACAAUUUCGGCAUGAUCCCUGAAAUAAUUCAAACUUUGGAGUCUUCAAAAGUUUCCGUACAAUUCGCCCUGGAAAAACUUAACGAAUUAAAAACUAAAAUUGACGCAGUGCCAGGAGAUGUAGGAAUUCGUUUACAGGAAAAGAUGGCUGCUGUUUUACAAAGAAAUCCUGAUUUAGAAAUAGUAAAGUGUUUAAAAGAAAAAUUUGGUACCGAGUCUUAUUGGUAUAGCGAUAUACCAGUAGACGCUUUCCAGUUUGCCCCAUUAACGUCUGUGGAUUGCGAAAGAUCUUUUUCGGCUCAUAAAUAUAUUUUAGAUGUAAAAAGAAAUAAGUUAACAAACACUAACCUAGAAAAACUACUUAUGAUAUAUUUUAACAAGAAUUCAAUGUGUAAAUACUGCAGCUGCGAUAUACUGAUUGCAAGAGGAAAGGGAGAAUUAAAAAACAGCACUACCGGAAAGCACUCGAAAUCAGUAUCAUCUGCUAAAUCGCAACCAUCUGUAUCGUCAAUAUUUGGAAAACCAACAAAAAAUCUAGAAGAAAAGGGAAGGGAAGGCGUUCUGCGACUUGCUGGAUUUAUAGCAGACCACAACUUGCCUAUACGAUUAAUGGAACAUAUUCCAAACUUAAGUGAAAAACCACAGUUACAUAGAAUAUAUGAAGAGGUCACAUGUGUUUUGAAAACCCUCAUGGAUUGUUUUAUUAAACGAGAUAUUUUAGAGAAGAACAUGGUAUAUGAAAUUGAUUACAAAAAUCCAAGAAAUUUCUUACCUAUUGACGAUAUGUACUUUGAAGCAUCAAUUGCUAGUUGGAGAAAGAUAAGAUCGAUUUCCACACCUAUACUCGAAGAGACUGUGUUAAAAGCCGCGCCAGGCUUAGACCUUGAAGAAAUAAAAGAAGAACUCGAGUUUGAAAGAGUAUCGGUAAUCGAUGUUAUCAGACUAAGAAGCAAAUCAGAAAAUAUAGAAAACCACUCCUAUCAACUGCGCGUUAAAAAAGAACAAAAUUUAAAAGAACUUCAUAAAAUAACAGGGGUACAAAACAACAAAGUGAAAUGGGAAUCAUAUGCCAAGAAAAAUAAAAUAACUCAGUGUUAUAGGUGCCACGAAUUCGGCCACAGUCAGGCAAAUUGUCACAAGGAACCCAAAUGCGUAAAAUGCGCGGAAGGAUACCAAACAAAUCAAUUACCGCUGCCAAAAAAUAGAAAAAACAAAGUAACGUGUAUCAACUGCAAUGGUAUGGCCCCCACAGGGGCAAAACCUAAAAACUUGGACGGAAUGUCCAAGGAAAACAAGGAAGAGGAAAGUAUAGUGGAAUUUCUAAAGGACACCAAUAGAAAAUUAGUCAAGCAGGUUGAAAACCUCAACAAUCAAGUGGCAAAUUUAACACUACAAGUAGCUACUCUCCUAGCACUACUAGGAGACAACAAACAGCAAAUUAAGGAAAAACCAGCCGAGGAAGUCAUCACCGAGGCAAUGGCUACCGACCUACCAGUCAGUGAAGACGAGUAUCACGAAGUGAUCUCAAGAAAAACCCGAAAAAGGGGGCGAAAAUCCACAAGUGGCGCUGGGAAUUUCUCAUCGUCCGAGGAAGACGACUCCAACGGCAAAAACUUAACUCCCCGGAACGGUUCAAAAAAUCGCAGAUGCAAAUCUCCGGCUUUUUCACCGCCCAGGGAUGAAAGUGUUACAGUCGAAAAUACGGGACGCUUGGGUGCGAGUAAGGGGUUCAAUCGGCCGGUUAACGGUCGAGCCUUCGAGGCAUGUAAGCCCCCGCUAUUUAAGACUAUAACGCCAACGGCGACGAAAUCUAAGAACGAUGAAUUCCCACCGCUACCGCUGAGGACGCAAAUACCGAUUUUGACAAAACCGAUUAUGACAAAAAAACCGCCUACACAUGCACCAGGAGGCACUGAACCUGUGAAAGCGACAGCCGACGUGGUUAUUACAGGGCGUGAUGAAACCCUUAACGCCAUGGCCGAGCCGAAACAGUCGAAAGUACCACCGGUGGUAGUGGAAAGCGGUGCCAAAAACUGGCCAGAAACAAGACGUGGCCUAGUAGAAAGGGGUAUCCCUUUCACUAAAGCCGCUACACGAAACGAGGAAUUGAAAAUCUGGCCAGCAACCUCAGAUGCGUGCAGGGCUACGACAAAGUACCUGGACGAAAAGAAAGCCAAAUAUCAUACAUACAGGCUAGAAGAUGAAAAAUGCCACAAAUGUGUCAUCCGAGGACUCCCUAAGGAAACCGAGAAUGAGGGUGAUUUGGACCAAGAGGCUCAAACAAAAGAAGAGGGAAAUCAUGUUCUUAAUACUCCAUCAUUUUCGCAAUGGAAACCUUACACCUUAAAGAGAAAGACCACAGAAUGUUUGCAAAAUCUGAUAAUGAAUAUUAUUGAUAUGCCUCGGAGAUCAUUAUAUAUGAUGUUUAAAGAAUGCACGGCAAGAAAAUUAGAUGACAAAGUGUCAUUUAUAGAACAUAAACUCCGUGAACGGACGAAAUGUCCCCAAAACGAGUUACAAACGUUGAGUUAUGAUUUAAGACAUUUUAAAUCAGAUUUAAAAAAGAGGUGGACAUUGUCCAACUAUAUUGAAGAAAGGUUUCUUACAAAAAACGAAGAAUGGCUUAAUGGUUCAGUUUCAAUACAUACCUGGACAUCGCGUGUAAAGGCGGGAAGGCCAAGCAAGGAAUUCCAAAAAUUGUCUGAUCGUAGUAAGCGGCGAAAAACUAAAGAACUCCGGGAACAGGUACCUGUCGAUGAACUAACUUACGCAGCUAGUGUUAGUCAACGUACUUCAGGAAACGCCGCGGCAUCUAAAAUUAUAAAAGAUGUAACUGCUUCACCGACAACAGCCAAAAAGUUCAGAAAAGCCAUUGAUGCUCAACAAUCGAAAACUGCAAAGAAAUACACACCUAAAGAAGCAUUAUCCUUAUUCGUCGAAGGCGACUUCACAAGGAAACAGUGGGAGCUACUACACGAUUCGAAUAAGAGUAUUUACCCUUGUUACACCCUUAUUAGAGAAGCAAAGAAUGAUUGCUAUCCGAAAGAAGAGGCAAUGCGAGUUACGGAGACCUCUGCAGAAGUUUGUCUUCAAGACUUACUCGACCACACCGUUUCAAGACUUUGCCUAUACCUUGAGGAAGUUCUUGAAAAUUGCACUGAGGCAGAAUUGGAAAAUCUGGAACUUAUAACAAAAUGGGGUUGUGACGGUUUACAUCAAACCCAGUAUCAACAAAAGUUUUCAGAAGCUUCUUGUGAUGACUGGCAAAAUCCCACGCCAUCAUCCACGCGUUUCUGUCGACCGAUUCGCAUUCGGUUUCGGCAUGAAACUGUCGACAUUACAAAGGAGAAAAUAAAAUAUAUAGAGGACCAAGCUAAGCAAUUACGCAGUACCGUAAUACCAAAUUUAAAGGGAGUGAGUUAUGUACGGCAUACAUUGCUUCUGACAAUGGUUGAUGGUAAGGUGUGCAAUUCGGCAACGAGCACAACCUCAACCAUGAGAUGCUACAUAUGUGGAAAAACUUCUAAAAGCUUUAAUGAUUAUGAAAAUCCGGGUGUGGAGGAAUCCCAGUCGUUAAGAUUUGGCUUGUCAAUUCUUCACGCCAGGAUCCGUUUCUUCGAGACCAUAUUACAUCUUGCAUACAAACUCCCUCUGAAAAAAUGGCAGGCCAAAACACCUGAAGAUAAAAAGGCGGUUAAAGAAAACAAGGAACGAAUCCAAAAGGAAUACAGAGAACGGACCGGCUUAAUAAUAGAUAUGCCAAAAGCAGGUUUUGGCAACACUUCACGAAGGUUUUUUAGUGACCCGGACCUAGCCGCUGAAAUUACAGGCAUUGAGAAAGUUUUUAUACAAAGACUUAGGUUAUCCUAG